Letharia columbiana is the source of this 1608-nucleotide messenger RNA. RefSeq lists its product as uncharacterized. The transcript has a single exon. Gene Ontology annotation, molecular function: ATP binding; nucleic acid binding; RNA helicase activity. The record is from RefSeq and is a predicted model, not a curated record. The coding region runs from base 1 to 1608 and encodes 535 amino acids. NCBI's taxonomy places the organism in Eukaryota, Fungi, Ascomycota, Lecanoromycetes, Lecanorales, Parmeliaceae.
AUGCCACCGCUGAUCCGGCGGAAAGCCGCUUCCUCGCACACUUCUUCAAGCUCAGACAGCGAAGCCUCAGAAGUCUUUUCAGGCAGCAGUCCUCCGUCAUACGAAGCCAUCGGGGAUAACAUAUCCAGAAAGAGGCGACGGCUGUCUUCAGGGCCAGACACGGGGUCAGAUAGCUCAGCAGCAGAAGAAGCGCCAGCGCCAGUACCUUCAACAGCGUCUCGCAUCAAGCCUAAGCAGGCCACCCCACCCUUCAAUAAUCCUGCAGGCAUCGAGCACCCUACUGUCAGCAAUGGUAAAGUCGUUGAUUCGAGAGCAAGCUUCGCAACACUGGAUGUUGCACCAUGGCUCAUUGCAUCCUUGGCGGCGAUGGAGAUCAAGAGGCCCACGGGCAUUCAGAAAGGUUGUAUACCGAAAAUUUUGGAAGGAAGGGACGUUAUAGGAGGAAGCAGGACAGGUAGUGGGAAGACUGUGGCUUUUGCAGUGCCUAUACUACAAAGAUGGUCGGAGGAUCCAGUGGGAAUAUAUGCCGUUAUACUCACGCCAACGAGGGAACUUGCGUUACAGAUAUUCGAGCAGAUCAAGGCUAUUUCUGCUCCUGAGUCGCUCAAGCCGAUAUUGAUUACAGGCGGUACCGAGAUGCGGCCACAAGCUCUUGCGCUCUCGAGACGACCGCAUGUGGUCAUUGCUACUCCAGGACGAUUGGCCGACCACAUUCUCACAUCUGGCGUAGACACAACGAUUGGACUACGGCGUGUAAAAGUUGUUGUUCUCGAUGAAGCAGACAGACUACUAGCUUCUGGGCCUGGUAGUAUGCUCUCAGACGUUGAGACCUGCCUGACCGCACUUCCACCCUCGCACGAGCGACAAACCUGUCUAUUCACAGCGACCCUGACACCAGAAGUCAUAGCCCUGAAUUCGCUCCCCAGAACCAAUGGCCGCCCACCAAUCUUUGUCUGCGAGACCGACACAGCUGAUCUUGCAGUUCCCGAAACACUGAAGCAAACAUACCUCCAAGUCCCCCUCACCUACCGCGAAGCCUACCUGCACAUCUUGCUCCUCACAGCUGGUAACGCUGUGAAGAAGUCAGUCAUGGUAUUUUGCAACCGCACCGCUACCACCAACCUACUUGAGCGACUCCUCAGAUUGCUAGAUCACCGUGUUACAUCCCUUCACUCACUGCUUCCUCAAAAAGAUCGAACAGACAAUCUCGCCCGCUUCCGUGCCUCAGCCGCACGAAUUCUAGUGGCGACAGACGUCGCAUCUCGCGGUCUCGAUAUCCCAGAAGUCGACCUUGUGAUAAACUACGACGUCCCACGCAACCCGGACGAUUAUAUUCACCGGGUUGGGCGUACGGCACGAGCUGGGAAGAAAGGGGAGGCGGUUACGCUGGUUGGGCAGAGGGAUGUGAGUCUAUUUUUGGCGAUUGAAGGCAGGGUUGGGGCGAAGAUGAAGGAGUGGAAAGAGGAGGGUGUGAAUGUGGAGACGAGAGUUGUGAGGGAUGGGUUGAAGGAUGUGGGGGAGAGGAAGAGGGUGGCGUUGUUGGAUAUCGAGGAGGGAAGGGAUGUGAAGGGAAAUAGGACGAGGGGGAAGAUUCGGAGGCUGGAGUGA